AGAGUGAAGUCAGUAGCAGGAAGUGACACCUCACAAACCCCACAAAGCACAAGUAUUUAUAUUUAACAAGUCAAAUCUUUAGAUGCAGUGUCAUUAGUGUGUAUGAGUACAGAAGAAGCACCAUGGUCCCAUUCAGAUGGAUUUUAUUCUCUCUACUAAUACUUCAGUGUAGAGGGAACAGUACAACAGCAGCACAACCAAGAACAUCAAACUCAACAAGUACAACUACAAUUAAACCUACUCCAACAAAUGGAACAGAAAUGAUUUCAUCAGGGGACAGCACAACAACAACAACAUCAAACUCGACAAAUACAACUACUAUAUCACCAUCAAGCCAAACUACAUCAAUAAAUGGAACAAAUGGAAAAGAAAAAACAGAAUUGUUAAAAUGGCUCAUCAUUGUUCUUGCGGGAACUGUGGUGCUAAUAAUUGUUACAGUGAUUAUCAGAUGGAAAAAAUCAAAAGGAAACAAAACACAGGUGGAAGAAACGACUAAGGUGGCGGGUGAACACAGCUGCCAAAAAAAUGCUGAUGAUGAAGAUGUCUCCUAUGUCUCUGUCAGUUUUAUCAGGAGGUCCAAGUGUAAAGCCAAGGUCUGUAAUGAUAAUGAUGAUGAAGAUGACACUGUGACUUACAGCACUGUGAAAAGUUCUUCCUCUUCUGCUGGCGUUUCCAGUGAUCCCAGCAACCUCUAUUCCACCAUCAACAAACAAAAGAAACAAGUUCCAGCCUGAAGGUUACAUUCUUUUUUCUGAUUGAUUGUUUGCAUUAUAUGAUAAAUAUGUAAAAAACAUUUCUAAUUUUUCUUUAACUAAAAAAAGGAAAAAAAUGACCUGCAUUUGAUGUGAUGACAAAUGCCAUCGACACACUGGCUAAAGUUUCCCACCUUUUCUUUAAGUUGAGUUUUAGGA
Messenger RNA from Oreochromis niloticus (Nile tilapia), 911 nucleotides. Its product is annotated as location of vulva defective 1-like. The record is from RefSeq and is a predicted model, not a curated record. Lineage: Eukaryota; Metazoa; Chordata; Actinopteri; Cichliformes; Cichlidae. The coding region runs from base 123 to 734 and encodes 203 amino acids. The transcript has 7 exons.